This is a messenger RNA of Zootermopsis nevadensis, 789 nucleotides long. The record is from RefSeq and is a predicted model, not a curated record. Lineage: Eukaryota; Metazoa; Arthropoda; Insecta; Blattodea; Termopsidae.
AUGCCCUUGAUUCAAUCUUAUCACGAGGACGAGCGGGCAUUGCCUGGGAACCUUCAUAGCCGAAAAGUCUCUAUAUUGCCACGGUUAAACGGAGCGUCUCUCACCGUUGUCUCUCCAUGUAUUUGCUCUCAGGCUCAUUCAUUCGGGCUCCAAAGGGCUAAGGUAAAAACUGGAGGCGAAAUACCGUGGUUACACUCCUUCGCCGACCUUGAGGCUCACGCUCGCAGCUUCGUUCUGCGGAACUUCGUGCAAGUGUCUCAGCAGAGCGGAGAACUGCUAGAACUGCCUGUAGAGGAGCUGCAAGAGAUAAUCACGUCAGAGGAACUAAACGCAAAGGAUGAGGAAACAGUGUGGGAGUGCAUUCUCCGGUGGAUCAACCACGACCCGGAUAACAGGAAAGGUCACAUCGCGGGCCUCUUGAAGGGCGUCAGACUACUUGACGAAGAUUUCUUCAAGGAGAAGGUAUUAAAACACCCGUACGUUACGGAAAAUAAGGCGUGCAAACCCAUGAUCUCGAAGACGCUCACAUUCCUGGGUUACGUGAAAAGGUUGACCAAGGAAGACAAGGAAUUCGUGACACCAAGGAUUGACUACUCGCGAAUUCCACGGGACAUUCUGUUUGCUAUUGGUGGGUGUCACGGCGGAAGGCAUUCAGAUAUGAUCGAAGCGUACGACGUUCGAGCAGACCGGUGGAGUGUGGUGAGUUGCGCACAUUUCUACUCUGAAGAGGCCCAUUCACGUACGAGUUUGCUAUUGGUGGGUGUCACGGCGGAAGGCAUUCAGAUAUGA